Messenger RNA from Psylliodes chrysocephalus, 968 nucleotides. The record is from the annotation of a GenBank genome assembly. Lineage: Eukaryota; Metazoa; Arthropoda; Insecta; Coleoptera; Chrysomelidae.
UCGCGAUAACAUACUCGUUCGUUGGCUCGUAUCCAAAAAUACUCGUAUACAACAAAACGCACGUGCUCGCCUUCUCAGCUCUCCCGGUUUGUGUGCUCUCAGGACUGCGAUGUGCGCGUAUCUUUUGUGAACUGUGUUUUUUCUGAAACUUACAGGUGACAAUGCAGCACGCUACAGGUUCUCCCCAGCAGUUUUGCCUGCGUUGGAACAACUACCAAUCCAAUUUGACCAACGUCUUCGAUCAGUUGCUCCAAAGCGAAUCCUUCGUCGAUGUAACCCUAGCUUGCGAUGGACAUUCCGUCAAAGCUCACAAAAUGGUUCUAUCAGCAUGCAGCCCUUAUUUCCAAUCGUUAUUCUUCGAAAACCCCUGUCAGCAUCCCAUAGUGAUAAUGCGUGACAUUAAAUGGCCGGAAUUGAAAGCGGCUGUGGAAUUUAUGUACAAAGGUGAGAUCAAUGUGUCUCAAGAGCAAAUCGGUCCUCUUCUAAAAGUCGCCGAAUCUCUGAAAAUCCGCGGCCUAGCCGACGUAAACGGGGAACAAGACGUGGUGGCACCAGCUGGUGAAUUGACCACGCGUCCUUCGUCAAUCAAACCCGCAUCCACUCCAAUUUUAAACAGAUCAGAUUGGGAUAAUCGUUCGCAUCACGACAUGGACGGAGAUCCGAGGGCGAAGAAGAGACGCAGACCUUCUGGAGAACGAAGCAGCCUGAGUAGCCCAGCUGAAAGUGCGAGCGGAGCCGAUAUGCCGGAACCUCCUCCGUCUGUGGAGAUGUCUCCGGCCCCGUCCGUCGCGACGCCUCUGCCGCCGACGUCUCAGAACGCUGCGGCGGCCGCAGAACCUCUUCAGUUGACUUUGCCGCUGCCUCAGCAGCAACCGCCGUCUUCGGCCGCCGACGAUAUGGAAAUCAAACCCGGCAUCGCCGAGAUGAUUCGUGAGGAGGAAAGGGUGAGUUUUCAUUUUUUUUUAUGA